ACUAUACCCUCAUUACUUAUUGUAUCCAGAAGCCUAGAGCGUAAGGAAAAAGAGAAACACCUUCACUGCAAAGCUGUGAUACAAUAAAUUUAAUCUUCAGUUGAGUUUUUGUGAGCGGCGUGAAGUCCCGCAUGGGCCAACUAAAGGAAUCUUCAAUCACAUUGAAGCACAUACUGUAAUUCGCACUUAUAGGUGCAACCAGCGUUAUCUAUCCCAACAGUUAACGUUAUCGCGGUUUCGCUUUGAUAACCGCACCUUUUGAAAUAUUUCACUCAUGCUUAGCUACAUGAAUCAGUCAACAUGUUGCAUUCAACAGGAAAGUAUUUGAUAGCAUUAGUGCUCGUUUCGUUGCCAGCAACUAUUCAUUGUGACAACAUUUUAUUCCUGCAAACGACGCCCUCUCGUAGUCAUCACAUCUGGAACAAACAAAUCUUCAAUCGCCUGUACGACAAUGGACACAACUUAACCAUCUUAACCUUCGAACAGGAGCAGUCCAUACCUGGAAAAUCUUUCUUCUACGUCCCAAAGCUGUACGCUAGAAUCAUGGCGGAGUUCGCGGCCGAGGACAGUGCGGGCUCUGCGAUGGGACCCGUAGGAAACAUCAUCAAUAUGUACAGCUUCUACGAAAAAGCAAGCCGCAUUCUUGCGCAAGAGCCUGCCAUAAAGCAUUUAUUGAACUACCCGGAAUCGUUUAAAUUUGAUCUCAUCAUUCAUGACUUUACCAUGGGGCAGUUUUUGCUUGGAUUCGUUCAAAGAUUUGGCAAUCCUCCAUUAGUUUCGGUGUCAGCAUUCAAUCUUCCUUCAUACACAAUGCAUCUGGCAGAUAUACCAGUACGAUUCACCACUUUGCCGAACUAUGCUUGUGAAUAUGAUCAACACAUGAGCUUCAUGGAAAGAAUUGCAAAUACAUUUUAUUGGUUGUUGGAUUCCUACCACAGACAAUUUCGAUUCAUGGCUUCGGAAGACGGAAGAGCUCGUGAAUUGUUUGGAAGCAACACAACUAGCGUGAAAAAAAUCGAAAAAAGUUCCAGCGUUGUUUUAGUCAACAGUGAUUUCAGCAUGGAUUACCAUCAAGCUCUACCACCGAAUGUCAUUCCUGUUGGAGGCCUUCAUAUUACGAGACCUGAAAAGAUUCCUCAAAUAAUAGCUGAUUUCAUGGACAUUCCCAGCAAGGGUGUGAUACUUCUCAGCUUCGGCACAAACGUUCAAAGCGAAGGCUUGGGCAAGAAUGUCAACGAAGCUAUUUUGAAAACCUUCACAAAUCUUCCGGAUUACAAUUUUAUUUGGAAGCAUGGUGAUCCAGAAAGCCUGGAACCGGUCCCUCCUAAUGUACUGGUGCAGAAAUGGGUUCCACAGGGUGCCAUUCUAUCUGAUUCUCGGACCAAACUGCUCAUCGGGCAUGGCGGACUAUUGGGACUGCAGGAAGCAACCUGGUAUGGAAUUCCAACGAUAGGGAUUCCAUUCUUUGCCGACCAACUUCAAAACGUGGAUAAACUGGUGCGAGGAGGCGGAGGACUGCGUUUAUUUUUGGACGAACUGAAUGAGAAUUCGUUGAAGCAGGCAAUUGACAGCGUCCUUUCGGAUAAGAGGUAUCGUCAAAACAUGGAAGCACGAUCACGACUGUUUCGCAACCAACCGCAACCACCACUGGAACGUGCAAUUUUCUGGAUAGAAAAAGUACUCGAAAACAAAGGGCUCCCGCAUUUAAUGUCGCCGGGCCAGGACAUUCCAUUUUACCAGCUGUAUGGCAUAGACCUUAUUUGCACGACAUUGCUUAUCAUAGCUGGUGUACACAUUCUUUGUAAGAUGGCCUUAUCUUUUUCAUUCAAUAAACAGUCGUAAUUGUCUUUUAGCAGUGCA
Molecule: messenger RNA, 1860 nt
Organism: Aedes albopictus (Asian tiger mosquito)
Lineage: Eukaryota; Metazoa; Arthropoda; Insecta; Diptera; Culicidae
Product: UDP-glucosyltransferase 2
Exons: 3
Coding region: 301-1842 (513 amino acids)
Molecular function (GO): UDP-glycosyltransferase activity
Source: RefSeq, a predicted model, not a curated record